Messenger RNA from Micropterus salmoides (largemouth bass), 2813 nucleotides. It is a transcript of the gene rasl12, whose product is annotated as RAS-like, family 12. The transcript is spliced from 5 exons. Gene Ontology annotation, molecular function: GTP binding; GTPase activity. NCBI's taxonomy places the organism in Eukaryota, Metazoa, Chordata, Actinopteri, Centrarchiformes, Centrarchidae. The record is from RefSeq and is a predicted model, not a curated record. Bases 463 to 1239 code for a protein of 258 amino acids.
AAACAGAGGGAAACAAGCAUUAUGAAUAUAUCAAAACAAGGGGAGCUCCUGAGGCCUUUGGUGAAUGAAAUAAGAGCUGUAUGAAUGCCUUGUGUGUACAUAGUUUCAGUUCAGCGGAUUAGCUGGUGUUUCCCUACAGUUCAGGUUUUACAAGCUUGGUUUGAAGUCCUUUUCCUAAAAUGGAGAGGUCAGUGCAUCAGUUGCACACGAGACUGUUUUCCCCUCUCAUGGGAGCAGAAGAAUCACAGCACAGCACAGUUUCUGGACUAUAAUGUUUUGAGUCCACUCGGAUCUGAGGAGGAAAUGUUCUUUUACUUUUUCUGACGCUCAUCUGCAGGAAUAAAAGACAUGCACUUUUCAACUACAGCCUGCCUGUACGGACAUGUAUUUUUAUCUACUUCGGCAUUAUCAAACAAGACCGCAGACAGACUUUGUCAGCAAUAAGUUUGUUGAAAGAUAAUCAUGUCGUCGAUGUUCGGGAAAGUGAAGCAGGGUAACUCAGCAGCAGCAGUAGCAGCUCCUGACAGAAGUCCAGCCGACUGUAACCUGGUGCUGCUCGGUGUGAUGGGCUCCGGGAAAUCAGCACUGACUGUCAAAUUCCUCACAAAGCGCUUCAUCAGUGAAUAUGACCCCUAUCUAGAGGACAUCUAUUCAACAGAAGAGAUUGUGGACCAGCAGCCAGUCACAGUGAGAGUGAUGGACACCUGUGACCAGGAGGGUCCAGUGAACAGCGAGCGCUAUCUGACAUGGGCCAGUGCCUUCCUUGUGGUCUACAGCAUCGACAACAUGGAGAGCUUUAAAGGCUGCCAGCUAUACCUGCAGACGCUCGCCCUGCACAACAAAACCUUCAAGCCACAAACGCCCAUCAUCCUGCUGGGGAGCAAGCUGGACAUGGACAGAUACAGGCAGGUGAGUCAGUGUGACGCCGAGGCUCUGGCGUCUCGUUUUGGCUGUUUGUUCUUCGAGGUGUCGGCCUGUCUGGACUUCCGCUCCGUGCAGCAUGUCUUCUACGAGGCGGUGAGGAGGGCGAGGCGGGGUGGAGAGCGCAGCCGUCUGGUACCGGCCGUCUACAUCAGCGAGGACAAAGCGCUGCUCGGCGUCCCGUCGUUCACCACCCCCUGCUACAAGGAGCUGCCGGCCCCCGCCACCGCCAAGCUGGUCACCGUGAAGACGUCCAGAGCUCAGAGCAAACGGAGGGCCGCCACGCUCACCCUGCUCAAAGGCUUUAAGAUCUUCUGAUACCUUCUGACCCCUCCACCAUGUCCACUGAUAAUGUCAUAUUUAUUAGAUACUCUGAGCUAGAAAGUGGGUGGACACAAUAACAUGAACAGCUACACAGUAGGCCAAUAGCCCACAGACUGCUGGCAAUUUCAGCGAGGCAACAACCUGAGGAAGAGGAACAAACAGAGAAACAAAAAUACAGAUGUUGUUUUCCCCAUUUCAAUUUGUUCUGAAUACAGAAAAACUGGACUCUGCUCCACAACUGAACCAUCCUACAGAAACUGUUCAGAACACCAGUUUGAAUUAUUCACACUUUGUUUCUGAAAAAUAACCUUUCCUUCAUCAUUUGGAUGGACGGCAUGAAACACGACAAAAAAAAAAAGCAGAGAAAAUGAAUAUGAAACCCACCACCUGACACCUGACAGGCAGGUGAAACCAUCCACAGAGCAAACGUGGGUCACUCCCAUGUCCAGGUUGACAAACACACAGUUAGGGUGUGGGGACUCAGUGGGGGAGUUGAAGGGGGUGUAGAUGGAGAGAAGAGAGUCAAAGAUACUGUUUAAGCUGAGAGGGACAGGUGCAUGCAGGAAGUUAGGUAUUGUAGUUUGGCUGCUGAUCUGAGCACUCAGGGCUGCAGCAGCGACUAACAGCUCCUCAGAGUCAAAGAUGAACACGCAGACAUCAUACACAUCAUUUUAGAUUCAGUGUGAUUCAAGUACACUUUCCGAUUUCAUUAUCUCUGAUGUCCAUAACAAAUAAGCACCCAUACAUCAGAGUAAAAGGACACUCCUUAUAACUGCAGAACUUGUAAUCCAGUGCUAGCUGUCUGUACAUCCUGUUGUGACAAAAAGUCACAGCUUCUGACUGUCUUUAGCUCAAUCUGAUUCUCAGUCAGCUUGUUUUGUUGCUGGUCUAAAUGGUUUCAUUCAGUGCAGUACCAACAUUUUCCAGUCUGUAAGAUUUCAGCUCGGGUGGUAAAGCCUGCCUAAGCUGAUAUGUAGGCCUCCACACCGUGUUUAAGAUAAGACCCAAGUCACGUGACAGAUAACAUUGGGUCUUUAUAUGGACUACACAGUUACACUAACAUUGUAAUAUUACUAUGAUAUAGUUCAGUGUGUUUGUGUGUGGAAUAUAUACAGCCUCCUCUGAGUCACCACGCUGCCUCCUGUGUUUGCUUUCCUGCUGCUUACAUUACCAUGUUUUUCCUGAUCAUGUAAAUGUUUGACAGUUUAUCUUUGGUACUGAAACCUUUGUAGAAAAUUAAUCGUGGGCUCACAGCCUCAGUCUGCUUCAAACAAAGUGCUGGUCGGGUCGUCUUUCUGGGUCUGAAACUCUUAUCAGCUUUUGUAACUAUUCAUAACAACAAUACAAUCUGACAUCAUACUGAUUCUCCGCAGUGACUGGUCAGCUGUGUGGCACUGUGAAAGAGGGCGGGGUCUUUACCUCUCUCUCUUAUUCAUUCUCGAUUCAACUCUGUCCCAGUGUAGAGCUGGUCCAAAACACUCUAAACAUCUUUUUCUCACUGUUUCAAGACUUUCUCUCAACAAAACAGAGCUUCUCUAAAAGCAAAUAAAUGUUUUGGAAAACUGAGA